AUGGCUCCCUCCCGACUCUCCCUCCUCGUCCUGCUGGCGGCUGGAUCGAUUGCAAGCUCGCUCGCUGAGACAGAAUGGUACACUCGGAACCGAAACACCAUCGAAUCUAUCUACAACCUCACCGUGUACCCGCACAACCUCGCUGUCCUGAAUGGGAGCAUCCCGCCGGGCCUCUUUGACGACAACGCGAACGGGCGGAUCACGCCGGUGGGCGAGUUCUUCGGGUUCCAGGACUCCGUCGAGUACUUCUGGGGCCUCGCGCCGGUCCCCUCCGGCCACCCGCCCAACGCCGUCUUCGCCAGCGCCGAUGUCGUCCACUUCGUCUCCGGCUGCCCCGAGGUCGCCGCCAGCACGGUAUACUUCACAUACAAGACCCUCAAUCCCGAUAACACACCCGGCGCCUUCGUCACCAAACUGAAACAGGUCGCCUUCUGGCACUUCGACGCGGCUGGCGCGGUGCUUGCGUACGAUGCAUGGAUUCCAAACAUCCAGAAGACCGUCGGACACACACAGCCUGGUGGGGCCACCCCCGCUGGGCGGAACGCUACUAUCUCAACUCUCUGCACAGCGCAAGCUACGACCUGCGUGGGCGACAACGAGGUAUAUGCUGAUGCAGACGAGUGCGUCCACAUCCUCGGCCAACGUGACUUCGGCGACUGGGACGACGUCUGGGGGGACAACGUCGUGUGCCGGCUGAUCCAUGCCCGCCUCGCGAUACUCCGACCCGAGGUGCACUGUGUUCAUGUCGGGCCCACGGGUGGCGGUAAGUGUGUUGACGUAGAGUAUAACGACGUCUACUACAACGACGAGCUCGUCUUCGGAGAGCAUGGCGCGGCAACAUUCGAUUGCGGGACUUACCGUGACUAG
Molecule: messenger RNA, 867 nt
Organism: Mycena indigotica
Lineage: Eukaryota; Fungi; Basidiomycota; Agaricomycetes; Agaricales; Mycenaceae
Exons: 4
Coding region: 1-867 (288 amino acids)
Source: RefSeq, a predicted model, not a curated record